This is a messenger RNA of Eufriesea mexicana, 532 nucleotides long. RefSeq lists its product as uncharacterized. The record is from RefSeq and is a predicted model, not a curated record. NCBI's taxonomy places the organism in Eukaryota, Metazoa, Arthropoda, Insecta, Hymenoptera, Apidae.
AAAAUGUGAAGAAGAUUUAGUGGUUUGUGAAAGCGAAAAGAUGCUUUUACGAAAUGAACUUAGAAGGUUAGAAAAAGAGAUAUCUUUAAAGAAAAAAUCAAUUAAUACAAACACACUGAAUAUAUCAAAUACGAAUUCAAACAAUGACUCCAAACAAAAUGAAAUCGAGAAAAUAGUUGAUAACACAGAAAGUGGGAAUGAAGAUGGAAAUAUGGAUCAAGAAGAGAAACAAUCUACUAUUACAAAAAAUGAAACAAGUUCUCCAUAUCUUCCAGUAAAAUCCAGAGGAGUAUUUGCUCUGAAGCAACAUGUAACUCUAACACAUAAUACAAUGAAAUUGAGUUCUUCAAUUCUUAAAAAAAAAUCAAGAGUUGAACAAGCACACUCUAUAAGUGGUAAAGUAGCAACUAAUAUAAUUGCUUUUGAUGGUUUUGGAGGACAUUCAAAACUUGAACAGUUUCCUAGUCCUGUCAGUUUUAAGAUAAAUAAUAUGAAGGAUGAUAUAGCUCAAUCUAAAAAACGAAAAUUGUAA